Molecule: messenger RNA, 1482 nt
Organism: Sporothrix brasiliensis 5110
Lineage: Eukaryota; Fungi; Ascomycota; Sordariomycetes; Ophiostomatales; Ophiostomataceae
Exons: 1
Coding region: 1-1482 (493 amino acids)
Source: RefSeq, a predicted model, not a curated record
AUGCCGUCCAAGAGAGACCACUCCCGCCGCGGCCGAUCGCGCCGCCGCAGCCGUUCUCGCAGCCGUUCCGACACCCGCACGCGUGGGGAGCGCUUCAUCGACAACUUGAAUGCCUUCAUGAAGAGCUACUCGCACGAGUACACAAACGGCUACUACACCGGACCCAAGGCGUACCACCCGGACUAUCCCAACGAGCCCAAGGUUUUGUCUCGUGACGCUCCGCUUCGCCGCAAGCCCAAGGCCAUUGCCUACUACAACGACAACGACGAUGAUGGCCCGCAGAGGAGCAAAGACAAGGGCAAGGGCCGGGCCCGUUCUCCAAGCCGCUCGGACCCUCGUCCCCGUUCGAGCCAUGGCGGUGGCAGCUACUACGGCACUGGCUACGGCACUGGUAGCGGUUACGGCGGCAGUGGUGGCCAUGUGCCCCCCUUCGUGCCUGGCCCGCCCCUUUCCUCCGGCUAUGUUCCCACGUCCGUCCUGGACUUCCAAAGCAACCAUCUCCGUGAGUAUCCCCCCACCCCCCAGAACAGCGGCUACGAGGCAAGGGGCCAGAGCCACCACAGCAUCGAUGGUGCGGCGGUAUUUACGGCUGUGCACCCUGACGAUGUGCCGGGUCCUUCCCGUGGCCGUUCGCUUGGCCGCGACUACACUCGCGGCCGGUAUGCAAACGACUGGCUACGUUCUCCUUCGGCCCGUCCUGCGUUUGACUACGACCGGGACGCGUCUCGGAACCGCUCCCGUGGCCGUUCCCACCGUCGAUCCCGUCUUCGGUCCCGUCAUCGGUCCCAUCAUCGGUCUCGUCAUCGGUCGAAGCGGUCUCAACGUCCGUCGAGUAUUUACUCGAACGCGCCCUUUGAGUCCUUCGGCCGCAGUGCUUCCUGCGUCCCGUCGUACAUUUCUGGCCGCAGCCACUCGCAGCCGCCGUCGCGCAGCCACUCCCGCGGCCAUGCGUCUUACGGCAGUGUCUCCUAUGGUGGAGCCAACGUUGUCACGGCCGUACACCCAGACGACAACUACCGCUCAACCAGCCCCAGCGACGGCCUUGCUCCCUCUUCGUCGUCGCGCCACGACCGGCCGCGCCGACCCCGUCAUCGUUCCCACUCGACCCGGCACCGUCACCGUCGUCGCCAGUCGUUGUCCGGCCACAGCCCUGUCCGGUACCGCAGCAGCUCGCGAUGCCGCCGUGCAUCGCCCGCGCGCGAGCGGCCUCCCGCGUACAUAACGGUCACCGAGGAGCGCUACCGCAAGCCUCGCCGGCGCCACAGCAGUCGCCACUAUUCCCGCCGUAGCCGGGACGAUGAGAGCCCCGGUCGCCACGGAAGCCGUUACCGUAGCCGUCAUCGUCGCCAUCGCCACCACUCGCCUCGUCCUCGCAGCUCGGGACGCUAUGUCGAGGAACGCUACUACUCCUACAGCGCCUCCCGCAAGAGCAAAAAGGGCAGUGGUGGUUUCCGUGGCUUGGUCAAGAAGCUGUUCAAGUAG